AUGGGUUUCUUCAAGUCCCUCAAGUUCUAUACGAAAACUGUUUUGGCUGCCACUAUCUUGGGUGGUUGUGCCCUCUAUGGUGUUUUGGCUUCUAUUGCCCUAACACUUGUUGGGAAGCGUCAUUUAGCUCAGUGGACUACUGCAAGAGUUUUCUACUACACUUUCAGCUCAUUACUUGGUAUCAGAAUAAAGUUGAUAAAUGGUGAACGUUUGGAUAAACUACCAGCUAUUCUUAUUUCUAAUCAUCAAAGUGCCUUGGAUAUUUUGAUUCUAGGAAGAAUUUUCCCAAAAGGUUGUGUUGUUACAUCUAAAAAAUCUUUGAAAUAUGUUCCAUUCUUGGGUUGGUUCAUGGCUUUAAGUGGUACUUUCUUCUUGGAUCGUUCAAAUAGAGAAAAAUCUGUUAAAACUUUGAACAAGGCAUUGGCUAAUUUGAAAGAAAAGAAAAGAGGUUUAUUUAUCUUCCCAGAAGGUACUAGAUCAUACUGUAAGACCCCAGAAAUGUUACCAUUUAAGAAAGGUGCAUUCCAUCUUGCUCAACAAGCUGAAAUUCCUGUUAUUCCAUUAAUCGUUUCGGUCACAUCUCCAUUACUUGAUGCCUCUACAAAAAGUUUUGAAUGUGGUGAAAUAACAAUCAAAGUUUUGGAACCAAUCUCCACUAAAGAUUUGAAAAAAGAAGAUGUUGGUGCCUUCUCUGCUAAAAUCAGAGAGACAAUGUUGGAAGAGUUGAAAACUAUUGGAUUAUCCACUAUUGAUGGUCAAACUCCAGAAUCAUAUGAGACUUUCCCAAAUGAAACUGAUGAAUUCACUACGGAUGAUCCAGAAGUCACUGUUGAAAGAACCAGUCUUUUGAGCAAAAGCUCAGAAACACAACGCAGCAGCUGA
This is a messenger RNA of Hansenula anomala, 882 nucleotides long. RefSeq names its product 1-acylglycerol-3-phosphate O-acyltransferase SLC1 (gene SLC1). Gene Ontology annotation, molecular function: 1-acylglycerol-3-phosphate O-acyltransferase activity. The transcript has a single exon. Gene Ontology annotation, cellular component: membrane; endoplasmic reticulum. Gene Ontology annotation, biological process: phosphatidic acid biosynthetic process. The record is from RefSeq and is a predicted model, not a curated record. Lineage: Eukaryota; Fungi; Ascomycota; Saccharomycetes; Phaffomycetales; Wickerhamomycetaceae. The coding region runs from base 1 to 882 and encodes 293 amino acids.